Molecule: messenger RNA, 4594 nt
Organism: Lineus longissimus
Lineage: Eukaryota; Metazoa; Nemertea; Pilidiophora; Heteronemertea; Lineidae
Product: ankyrin repeat and KH domain-containing protein 1-like
Exons: 18
Coding region: 158-1804 (548 amino acids)
Biological process (GO): regulation of apoptotic process
Molecular function (GO): protein binding
Source: RefSeq, a predicted model, not a curated record
CUUCUCUAACGCAGAUCAUUGCACAGGCCUAUGGUCUGGGGGACGUGUCCUGAAUACGUGCUGUACACUGGUAUUCGUAUUUUAUCCUAGCUAAUUCAGAUGCGAAAUACCGCUCCCCUUUCUCGUUAAGUGUCUGGUACGUCAGUCUAUACUUACAAUGGCUGCUGCUAAAGGAAAUGGCGAUGCAGUCAUUACAACAGACAAGGACUGGAACGCUGAUUUAAUGUGCAAGCUAACCGGAAUGCUGACGGAGGCAAACUUCAGUGAUCUAAAACAAAUCUUUUGUAUGACUGACAGAGUACCUCGCAGGGAAAUUGAGAAAAUCAGAAGAUUUAUUCAGUUUUGGGACUUGCUGGAACGACUUGACCACAUAAGUGUUGGCAGAUAUGAUGUCUUGAUCAAGGCACUCGAGCUGCUAUGUCGCAACGAUUGCAUCAGAGUAAUCAAGGAAUACACUCAGAAAAUAGAGGAGUAUCGUCAACAACAGUCAUCAAUUCGUACCCUAUCCAGUGGUGCAGAAGGUCCAGUCACGUCCUAUUCGGCACCUGUAGCAAGGCCACCUGAACCAGCACGAACACAGGCUCGAUAUAAAGCGCCACCAUCUGCUGAUAUCAAUAAACUUGAUCAGGCACCUGUAGCAAGGCCACCUGAACCAGCACGAACACAGGCUCGAUAUAUAGCGCCACCAUGUGCUGACAUCAAUAAACUUGAUCAGAACGGAAUGACACCUCUCAUGAGCGCUGUUUCUGAGAAUGAAGUCAGUCGUGUAAGAAGGUUGAUCGAUGCAGGAGCUGAUGUCAAUAUAAAACCACAUUAUGGCAAGACGGCACUUAUACUCGCCUGCGAUGAGGGUCACAAGGAAGUCGUAGCAGAACUAAUCAAAGCGGGCGCUGACAUGAACAUCAGAGAUGAGGAUGGCAGGACGGCACUCAUGUACGCCUGCUAUGAUGGUCACAAGGAAGUCGUAGCAGAACUGAUCAAAGCGGACGCUGACGUGAACAUCAUAUUUCUGCGUGGCGUGACGGCACUCAUGUACGCCUGCCUUGGGGGUCACAAGGAAGUCGUAGCAGACCUGAUCAAAGCGGGCGCUGACGUGAACAUCAGAAAUGAGUUUGGCUGGACGGCACUCAUGUACGCCUUCCCUGGGGGUCACAAGGAAGUCGUAGCAGACCUGAUCAAAGCGGGCGCUGACGUGAACAUCAGAAAUGAGUAUGGCAAGACGGCACUUAUACUCGCCUGCGAUGAGGGUCACAAGGAAGUCGUAGCAGAACUGAUCAAAGCGGGCGCUGACGUGAACAUCAGAGAUCGGGGUGGCAGGACGGCACUCAUGCACGCCUGCCUGAGGGAUCACAAGGAAGUCGUAGCAGAACUGAUCAAAGCGGGCGCUAAAGUGAACAUCAGAGAUCGGGAUCGCCAGACGGCACUCAUCACCGCCUGCCGUGAGGGUCACAAGGAAGUCGUAGCAGAACUGAUCAAAGCGGACGCUGGCGUGAACAUCAUAACUCUGGGUGACGAGACGGCACUCAUGCUCGCCUGCCCUGGGGGUCACAAGGAAGUCGUAGCAGACCUGAUCAAAGCGGGCGCUAAAGUGAACAUCAGAAAUCAGUAUGGCUUGACGGCACUCAUGCUCGCCUGCCCUGGGGGUCACAAGGAAGUCGUAGCAGACCUGAUCAAAGCGGGCGCUGACGUGAACAUCAGAGAUUGGAGGGGAAGAACUGCCCUAAUGUUGGCUGAAGACAGAGGACACAGAGAGGUAGCAGAGAUGCUGAAGAGAGCUGCUAAAAAUCCCUGCAAGAUCUCGUGAUAUUUGGUUGAUGGAUCGCACCGGUAUAUAUAAAACGUUCCUGACGAAAGGUUGGAAUGAAUUUACUAACUACAAUCCAACCUUCAGUCAGGAAUUGGCGGAGAUGCGCAAUGACGAGGCUUACUAUGGUAUCUUUAUUAUUUGAACUGUGUCCAGAAGCAAUUACGCUUAUAUACUCCGGAGUGAUAUGUGUCCAACAAGAUUGAUUCAUCUUGAUAGGGGACACGAUUCUGAAGUGUUCUACAACGAAACGAAACUGAGUGAGAUACGCUGUCUGCAGUCAGCGAAGACGCGAUGACGUCCAGCGCAGUGAAAAAAAGGAAGACGAAGAUUCCUCAAAGGGUCCACUCAAUAGUAUGUCGCUUUGCCUUGUCUGAACUGCUUAAGACUUUAUUCCUAUUACGUUUCAUUGUCGGUUGAUCGAAGUACAGCUUUUUUAUUUGAUGUCUUGUUAUUCAUCAGAAAGUGAUAGAAAGUAGCAAUUUUCACCCAUGAUUGUAUUAUGUGAUACCUUGGAUGACAAUUAUUGGCCAUUAUACUAAUUUGCAGUUAAUUAAUGAAAUAAGAUGUGCUAAUUUGAUGAUGAACCUUGGUCACCUAAGAUGCUUCGAGCUUUUUAUUGUUCUUUUUCUCCCCUACGCGUUCGUUCUGUCAUUGAAGGAGUUUUUCUCACUUGCCUUUUUUCAUGACAAAAACAUGAAAAAUUGCACUGCUAGCAAAACACGCAUGACGUCUAUUUGCCCUGCCGGUUUAGGCAUCGACCAUGUUGAAAGGUGUUUCGUGGGAGUCGGUUUAUCAAGAUUUACUCUGGUGAUCCUUUGAUAAGACUGUACAACGAUGAGAAUUUAGACCUGGGUGUGAGCGGGCUUUGAAGACAACAGACUGUGGAAUCGACUCGGCCUGAUUUCUUGUUGUUGCGAAGUAAGGGGCAAAUUAACGUGAUGCGCUUGAAAAGGCAUAAAAUUGCCAUUACUUGAUCAAUUCCGAUCAAAUGGCUCACUCUUGGUCAUGGUCUUGGUUUGACCUACUAAGUGAAAUCACCAAAGUUUUCUUUUUUGUGAUUUGGUGUAUUCCUCCUUCAUGGCUUACUGAACUUCUAGCGGUAUUGCCUCCGUUGCGUCGUCUGUAAGCUUAGCCAUGUCAUUACAUUGAGGGGUGAGAUGCCUUCAUGGCGGAAUGUGGUGUAUUCCUCCUUCAUGGCAUACUGAACUUCUAGCGGUAUUGCCUCCGUUGCGUCGUCUGUAAGCUUAGCCAUGUCAUUACAUUGAGGGUGAAGAUGCCUUCAUGGCGGAAUGAGCGUUGCUUUUAGAUAAGAUCAGCUUUGAAUCAUGCUCCAGGUGACUCAAUCUUUAUAGCAUAUGGUUUACAAAAUGUCUAUCCACCAAAAUCGUAAAAAUGCUCGCUCGUCAUGAGACAUUCAAUCCUAGUAAAAUUGCAAAUAUUGUGCUCCACUCCAACAAUUUCAAUGCAUACAUUAAAAGUGAAUGUAGAUUUUUUUAUCAUUGCACAGUAUGCAUAGCAAGUCACAUUUUACGGACAGUGUCAUGACCUAUGGGUUUUUCAACUCAUUGCAGUUUAUUGUAGGAUUAUUCAACAUGCAAUGAUGUGACCGCCAGAGAUCUUGUUUUGAAACAAAAGUGUAAAUUCACGUUUUUUUCUGCCUGGGGUAAUGUGAUUUUUCAGAUAGGCGUGGCCAAAGGUACUUGGCUGACCUCUUGUCACCUAACUGUAACAGUGUGAUCACAAAUAGCAAUGUGACACAGCCCUGGGCAGCCGGUGUCAUAGCUGACCGACUUUAGUUGACGCGGUGAGAGAGCGGCUUAUUAUAAACCGCGAGAUGCGGAAUGCGAAAUCGCGAGAUGCCAACCUCGGUGAGAGUAUAACCAUGCGCCUGAGGAUGUAUUGCAAAUAUGAAACCUGAAAAGGCGAACAUUCAUGAGACCGAGGCUGUAGUAGGGAGCUAUCCUCGUUGUGAUUGGCCCAUUGAAAUAGACUCCACUGUACAGAGGUUUAUAAUAAGCCUGAGAGAGCUAUACAUAAUGUACUCAGUUUCUUCAGUAUAGAGUUGUGCAACACCAGUUUCUUUCGGUAAAUGUUAUAUGGUCGCAUUCCUGAGUUCAACAGAGUACCUUUGGCCAGAACGAUGAGGAAACACUUUUCUAUCUUGGACUGAUCAUGUCUUUUCUUUUUUACGAAGUCUUUUUAGGUGUAGAUAAUUAUGUAUUCUUUAUUCGCUUGUAUUUUACUGUAUCAUGAAUGUACAUCGAAGUCUUUUUAGGUGUAGAUGAUAUGUAUUCUUUAUUCGCUUGUAUUUUACUGUAUCACGAAUGUGUGAACGAAAAUGUACAUCAUUCUCUUUUAUAGAGAUAAAUAAUUCUAAAAUCAUCAUUAUUAUCAUUAUCAUGAUGAUGAUUGGUGGUGAUGAUGAUGACGAUGAGAGAUUCAAGUACAUAUUCAGGUUAGCCUUACAAGUCGUUGAGGCAUCCUCUUGAGGACAACCUAUUAUAUUUCUCUUUGUAACAAAAGAGUGACGCAUCGCAUUUCAUGGUAAUUAUUCGUUAUAUACCAUUAAUUCAAUACCAAUUAGGAAAGACAUCGGUCCAAGGGACUAAUCAAUUGAUGUAUAGACAAAGUGACACUGUCCCAGUAUUCUGACUGCUCUCAAAUGACUGAUUUAGAAUUAACAGAAAUUACAGUAGAACCUCUCCAUUAAGGACAACCUCCGGACUGACAAGUGCUGUCCUUAAUAGAAAGGUGUCUUGAUUAGAGAGGUCAAAUAGACUAUAUAAA